Molecule: messenger RNA, 7684 nt
Organism: Helicoverpa zea (corn earworm)
Lineage: Eukaryota; Metazoa; Arthropoda; Insecta; Lepidoptera; Noctuidae
Gene: Hepa
Product: heparanase-like
Exons: 1
Coding region: 132-1673 (513 amino acids)
Cellular component (GO): membrane; extracellular matrix
Molecular function (GO): hydrolase activity, acting on glycosyl bonds
Source: RefSeq, a predicted model, not a curated record
GACAGUCGGACGGCGACUGUGUUGUGAAUUUGUUUGUAGUGCUAUAAUAGUGUGUUUGUGAAAAACAGUUGGGAUAGUACUCCAAACGGUGUAAGUGAUCGCAAAAACUUUUUACCUCUUGUAAUAGCAAAAUGCUGUCUAACAAAAGUUUAAUGGCUGCUUGUGCCAUAGCCUUCUGCUGCAACGUGGCUUUAAUGGUGUUAUUUGUGAAGUAUAACUCUGGAGAGAAAUGCUAUAUUACCAUUGACGAGCAUCAGACUGUAUCUAACAUCAUGCCCGAUGAUUUCCUGAGUAUCGGCAUUGACACUUCUGAAAUAGAACAUUACAACAAAAUAGACUUUACGAAGCCGAGACUGCGGCAACUUGCAGCAGCUUUAGCGCCGGCGCGAGUUCGCCUGGGCGGCACCAUGUCUGACCGACUUAUUUUCAGUGAGAACGACAUUGUGGCGUCGUGCGACCACUGCCCAAAAGACCCCCACUCCAAGUCAGUCUGCCCAGCUGUUAGAAAGCUAUGCAAACAUAAAUACUUGCCUUUUUUCAUUAUGACUGGGAAAAAAUGGUCAGAUGUUAAUGAAUUCUGCAAAGCUACAAAAACUAAAUUGUUAUUCCCUAUGAAUGUUCUGCUCCGUGAUGAUCAUGGAUGGAAUGAUCAAAAUGCAAGAGAACUAUUGGAAUACAGCAAAAGUAAGCAUUUUGAUGUAGAUUGGCAGCUUGGAAAUGAGCCAAACUCUUUUGAACAUGUAUUUAAUUUAUCUUUGACCCCUGAAGUAUUGGCUCAUGAUUUUCAAAAACUACGGAAACUUCUUAAUCAUUCUGGAUACAAACAUUCCCUGCUGGUUGGUCCAGACACAACCAGACCCCAGUCCAAGCGUCCAUAUUGCUUAGAAUACAUGAGAGAGUUCUUGGGAAAUGGUUCAAAGACUAUAAAUGCAGUAACUUGGCAUCAAUACUAUUUAAACAGCCGAACUGCCAAACUUGAAGACUUCUGGAACCCUGAUACGUUUAAUUUAUUAAAACAGCAGAUAGAAGCAAUGAGAAAUCACACCAAGAAAUAUAGGCAUAUGCCAAUGUGGCUGACAGAGACAAGCAGCUCAUAUGGAGGAGGAGCACCUGGAUUGUCUAAUUCCUUCGCUGGGAGUCCUCUAUGGCUAGAUAAGCUAGGUCUUGCAGCAACAUACAACAUCACUACUGUAGUGAGACAGAGUUUCAUUGGUGGAAACUAUAGUCUGAUUGAUAAAGAAUUAGAACCUUUACCUGAUUGGUGGCUCAGCGUUCUCUACAAAAAGCUUGUUGGGAACAAAGUUUUACAUGUUGAUUGCAAAUGUUCUCGCUUCCAAAGAAUGUAUGCACAUUGUGCAAAUAAAAAAUACACUAACGAUACUACAGCUAUAACUGUUUUUGCUGUGAAUUUGGAGAUGGCUAAAGCAAGAUUCUUGUUGAAUGGCACUGCAUUGCAUGGAGAUAACUUGAUCAUUGAUGAGUUUAUAUUGAGUGCACCAUCCAACAACAGGCAAUCAAGAACAAUGUUGUUGAAUGGAUGGCCGCUAUAUUAUGAGUCUGCAUUACCAGAUUUGGAACCUGUGCAUUUAAAGUAUGGUAAUCAUAUUUCCAUGCCACCAUUCUCUAUGGCAUUUUGGGUCAUCAAAAAUACUUCUAUAAAAGCUUGUGCCUAGUCCUGCUUUUGUUAAGACAGUUGCCUAACUUAAUUAAGUUCAUACUUAACAUUCCAAUGAAUAAUUUUGCGUAAAGUUCUUGUACAAGUUGAAAUUACCUACCUUAUCAAUCGCUUUAAAAUAUUAUUCCCUUAAUCUCAAAUUCGAAUAAAUUACUGUUAAAUUUUGAUGUAUGUAUGCCAAAUAUGAUCAACUCUUAUAUUGCUGUGAUGUUAAUAAUUAAUUUACAUUGGUAGAUCUGUAUUAUCAUUUUCAUAUACAUAAUGUAUUAAUUGCAAUAGCUUUAACAUUGUAUUAACAUUUCUCUGUUCAUAUAGAGAUAUGUAAAAUACCUAUAAAUGUUAAACAUUAUUUUCACACUGCCUUAACAAAUGUGCUAAAGUAUUUCGACUUCUAGUUAUUUCAUACUGUAAUAUGUCGUGAUACACGACACUUUUUAUUGGUAGCUGCUGCACACAGGUAUAUCGUGCAAAUAACAAUUCCAGUUAUUUGGAUCAAUAAAAUUGCCUUUACACUCAGUAAAGAAUAUCAAGACAUUCAAUAGUCAAGUUAGAAAAAAUCAAUAAUUGACUUUGUAAAAUAUAAAAGUUUUUAACUCAUUGGGAUUACCUGCCUAAUCGUUGAGCAAAUAUGUAUUUAUAAAUUAAUAUUUAGGACAAUAGAUUUUGUUAUGGAUGACAAAUGUAAACAUUUUUUAAAAUCAUCUGUGAUCAUUUUUAAACAAAAAUCUCAAUGCAGUUAGUCAUCACAAGUCUUGUAAGUUCUACUUACAAAUGACAAUCCCAUUCAAAAAGCAAUUUGUUCAUAAGAAAGAAUUUAAACACUUGACUAAAUAAGUGUCCAAUGUAAUAAUACAGAGUAAUUGUGACUGUUUGUUACAAUAUUGCUUGCCUUGAAAAAUAUAUCUUGGCUCGUUAAAUAAGUCAAUUUCCAUUUUGAAUUAUUUUCACAGCAGUUAUCUUGGACUGUUGACAAUAACCAGCCUUCUCACCCAGUCAAGGAGAAUCAUACUUUGUUUGACAUUGAACUACUGGCCAUUUGAUAAGACAAGUCUCAAUGUGUGAGAUGGAAUAUAAUAGCAUAGAUGUAGUGAACAAAUACAAAUCAAUUUAUCUAUCUUCUUUAACUUAGUAUAGGCAAUAUGUUUUUGUUAAUAUUGUCUUGUAAAAAAGGAUAAACAUUACUUAGUUAUUUCUGAGAUCUCUCCAUAUACUUAUUAAAAUUAUGUUAAUUUAUAUACCUAUCACUAUAAUUCAUAGGGUAUUAUUCAUAGGACAUUUAUUACGUUUAUUCUUUAAUCACAAGAUACCCAUGAGGUAUGUACCUACUUGUUUUUUAUUUCUAUCUAAUUACAUAGGUAUAUUAUUCUAAUUAUUUAUCUAUAUUGUUGUGACUAGUUUUUAAGAUUUUGUUCCAGUGCCAUGUGACAUCAUAUAAACUGCUUGAUUGUAUAAUCUUCCAUCACAAAUUAAAUAGUUUAAAAAUAUGUUUCAAUUUGACAUUUACUUAAUUUGGCACAUUUCAGGUAAUUGCCCUGAAAAUGUGCAAAUUAAUAAAUACAUUGUUUCUUCUUUGCCUUGAAUAAUAUAGUACUAUAAACGUCAACAAUAUAUUCAAGCUUCAAAGUUUUUACAUGUAUAUGUUACGGGUAAUGCUAGAAGGUGGAGUAAACCUAGGUUUACCCGGGUUGACUUAGUAUUACCCAAGCUUCUUGGGUAAAGUCCGAAUAAUAAGUAAAAUAAAUUUUAAUUCGGGGUUUACCCAUGCUCACCUAGGUCUACCCAACUCUGACUGGGUAAUGUUAAAAAUUUGCCUAAUUAAUUAGAGAAAUGAAAAUCCAAGGUCAUUUUAAACAUUUAUUAUUUAAAAAACAUACAAAGGCGAUCGUAAUCGCUUGAAGAGCAUAAACUAAAUAGCUUUAAUAGCAAAAAACUAAUAGCGGUUGUUGUUGUUCAAAUUGAAAUUAUUUAUUUGAGCAACAUAAACUGCUGUGACAUUUAGAAUUGUACAAUUUUCCUGCAGCUUUUGCAUGAACACUUCUUUGUGGCACAUUUUGUUUUGCAAUUACAACUUUUAUAACCCUGGCCUCCUGAAAGCGACUGUUCAUUUGCAAGCUCUCGUAAGCUUUUUUCUGGUGAUAUAUUUUCAAAAUUAAUCAGUUUAUCAUGACACACAGAAAACUGAUUCCUUGAGAACAUUUCCUCAAUAGUACCACGUUCGUCCUAGAAUUACGCCACGGGCUCGAAAAUUACGCAUCACCUAACAUUACCCAGUCAGAGUUGGGUAGACCUAGGUGAGCAUGGGUAAACCCCGAAUUAAAAUUUAUUUUACUUAUUAUUCGGACUUUACCCAAGAAGCUUGGGUAAUACUAAUUCAACCCGGGUAAACCUAGGUUUACUCCAUCUUCUAGCAUUACCCGUAACAUAUCCAUUUUUAUAAGUAGUUAUAUACCUACUUAUUGAUGCUUAAUGCUAUUGUGUACUAUGUAAGGAUAUACAAGUAAUGUUUAAAGAUUGGGGUUUGUCCGACAUGAACAUGGCUUGAAAAGUCCAGAAUUCUAAUAUGCAGUCUAUUUGAUGUCAAAGAUAUCUUUCUUGUUUAUAGAAAUACAUUUUCGAAUUCUCAACCAGUCCUAGAAUACCUUGGUUUUCAAGUCAUGUCCAUGUUAUUGCUUACAUAUAAAGUCGCACAUAGAGUCCAAUCUCUAGUAAGUAUUGAUUGAGUCAAAGUGUUUUAUAUUAAGUAAAUUGUAUAAGAUAUAUUUAUACUUAUGUUCAUAUAGACCUAUAUUUAAAUAUUAGAUACUUACCAAUUCAGUCCAAAAACCACGUGCCCCUACUCUCCCCUACCAGUGCCAGAUCUCAAAGGAACAAACAAGUGUUUAUGAUAUAAGGCACUUUAUUUUUUACAUUUUAAUAAAAGUGAAUCUAUUUAAAGGACUCUGAAUAUUGAUUGUAUACAUGUUUUAAUUUUGAAAGAAUAUUUAACAAUAAUUUUGUAUGUGUAAUGCGGACAAAACUUGCAGAAAACUGCAAAGCCUUUCUUAUAAAGAUGUUUUGUAAAUGAGCGUCAAGUUGCCUUUUUAUACAAGGUUUUUGGCAAGAAGAUGUAGCUAACCUCUUAAACGAGUGUUUGUAUCUCGCGGUUCCAAGCCAUUAGGGAACGCGAAAGGUUCCAGCGAUUUCAUUUUAUUGAUUACCUGAGAUUGAAUUGAUGGAAUCAUGUAAUUCUUGUUACUUAAUCUUCCGAUUUAGUAAUUGUAUAAUUUAUUUUCGUUAGUAAUUGUUUAUCUCAAUCCAAAGCAGAUUAUAUUUAGUUUUCUUUAUGAAAAGCGCCCUUAAACAAAAUUUGGCAGCAAACGAGCAAAACUGGAAUAAAUCUUGGACCACGCGUAUAAUAGCGAACGCCGGAUUUCUACAGCUUCAAUUUAUUAUGACGCAUCAAAUAUUUCUGUUUUUGUGAAUUUGCGGUGCCUAAGCGUAAGACUGAUUAGUAUUACAAUUAGUAUUUAUUUUCCAAAUGUGCCUGAAUGUUAAAGCAAGACAGAUUAUUUCCAAAAACUACAGUUCCAAUAUCUUUUUGGUAUUCUUAAUAAUCUUGAGCUUCUAAUUUGACAAACUGGCGAAAAUUACACCAAGGGUCUAUUUUAGGGCCAACGCCUACGAGAAGUCACAGCUUCAACUUUUAAGUAAACAUUUUGUAAACUUUUUUUUAUCAAGUAAAAACAUGUUGUUCUUAAACCAAUAUAUUUAAGGUAAAAAUGACAAAGUAGCUUACAAAAGUUGUUAAAUAUUAAAUAGUAAGUCUCCACUGUUAAAAUAAACGCUAUCAAACUAAUUAUAAUAAUUUAUUUACUAUUCGAAAAAUCAAUGUCAGUUUCAUGUUUAAACCGCAUUAUAAUUAUGUACGUAAUUAAAUAUUUAUGUUCCAGUAGGAAGUUAUCGCUGUAAUUAGUUAACAGUAGCAGUUGUUAAUUACAAUCGUUUCCAAUGCUCUGCUUUGAAAAUGUUACGAUAAGUAGUUAUUUAAUUUCAUAAUGAAUGGGGUAUGAAAUUGUAGUUAUUCACUGAAUUAUAUCUUUUGUAUGAUACUUAUUUAAUAUUAAUUAGUAAUUAUAAGUAUAAACUACUGCCUUCAAAGUAUUUCUGUUUUGUGCCUUGUGUUAGAUCUUAUGAAUGAAAUGCGUUCAGUACUUAUGCCAUGUUUAUAGUGCCUUGGUAUGACGUCCUGUUGCUAUGUGGUCAUAUAGGUACGCGUUCAGACGACACUAUCUUUAAAACACAGACAUGCCUACAGCGCUAUCAUGAGCUCAUCCGCUCAUGUUCCAAUGUUAACAUGAUAACAAUUCGUAUUGUCUUCAUUAUUUUGAGCUCUCUAAAGCGCGAGUCACACGGAUGGAAUCUGCUGCUUCAUCAGAGGUGACCUUGUUUUUUCCCAUCCGUUUAGUCUAGACUGCAGAUGUAAUCAAGAGUCAAUAUAAAUACACGGAUAGAAGCUAAGCUCCCUCUAAGGUCACAUCUGAUAGGCACAAGUUUACCGUAUGGAACGUGCUUUAAGUUCUGCGUUUUCAUAACUUGUGUUACCUCAUUUUGGUGUUACUGCAUAGGUAAUUACUAUUAGUCUGAUAAGAUUGAUUGUUCCCAUUCUGAUUUCAAAAUGUUAUAAAGCCGACUUCUUCAGUAACAGUCAGCGUGGCGUGGCAAUAACAGACCAUUAGUUAAAUGUGUAUUUUUAUCAAAGUAACUUGUGAUUUAUUGGCGUCAAUUGCAAUAGGUUAUAAGCUUUUUACGAUUGAUAGUAAUGGAAGACAAUCAAUUAAAUGAUUGCAUCCAACCAUCCUUGGGCUAUGAGGAACAAUAAUAAUUGAACGUUUGAAAGGUAAACAAAAUAAGAUUGUCAGAGAUGACACAAGCACAUUACUCGUUGAUAAUCAUGCUUCUGCAUUGCUUAGGUUAGGUUAGUCUGUAGGUACUUACCUAUUUAUUUGUCAUAUAUCUUUACUCUGGCGAGAGCCAUCACCGAAAAUGUAUCAAAGAAAAUCAACAACAGAUGUAUUUCUUGAAAGAAAAGCUUAAGCAAAAAACAUUGUAAUAAUGUCGUAUGCGCAUUGUUCUUAAAUAUCAUACCUUGUAAUACAAAGUGUACUUAACGUUAAAUGCGCAAAACCUCUCAGACUCUAAACGAUUUUUUUGUCAUAAAAAAUUGAUUUUCUACGAGUUGCUUAGCUGUUUUUACAUACUAAGUUCUGCUGGCAAUUCUUGUAAUUUCAAAUAGACACGUUAAUAUUUUUAAUAAUGAUUAAAAAAAAAUGUAAGCUGUUAGAAGGUGGUUUAAUUGAUUCUGCUUUUUGUUCUGAAUAAACUAUUUACAGGUUUUGCGCAUUUAAUGGUACCUAUACGUUGUAUAAUUAGAAUAAGAUUGUAAGAGGCUCACGAGAGAUAUUGAUGUAUAAACAACCCGUGUUAUCUAUACCGAAUGAACACGUAGGCAGUUAUUUUGAAUUGCAAAAAGGUAAUUAAUUUCAACAGUUAGAAUUUUAUAACUAUGCCUAUAUAUACCGGUUAGAUCAUUUAAGGAAAAUGGUUUGGCGUGACCAGCAUUGGAGUAUACUAUUAUGGUUUGCAGCAGUGAUGCAGAUUUCAGUGCCCGACGGACAAAAUACGCAACUAUUCGUCCUACAUUUAUUUUUAAAAUAUUAUAACUGUAACUUGCCUUAUACUUUAGUGGGUGCUGAAACCUAAAUCACUUUGACACGCGUGUCCUUACAAUCACAAUAGAGCGUAUAAUUAAAUUUUCAUGUGAAAAUGAGCGAGACUGAACUUCUUGUAAAAAGCACAAAGCAAACACAACUUAAAAUUAAUUCUGCCUAGCAGUUUUGGUGCUUAUGAUGUACCUACUACUGCCUACUUACUAAAUAUGUACCUACCUAUAUUCUACGAACAAAACUGCAUACAUUAUAUGUACCUAUUGUUAAAUUACUUAAUACAUUUCUGUGCGCUAUUGAAACUUAA